Anastrepha ludens (Mexican fruit fly) is the source of this 2603-nucleotide messenger RNA. RefSeq names its product protein anon-37Cs. Gene Ontology annotation, molecular function: polyamine oxidase activity. The transcript has 3 exons. NCBI's taxonomy places the organism in Eukaryota, Metazoa, Arthropoda, Insecta, Diptera, Tephritidae. The record is from RefSeq and is a predicted model, not a curated record. Bases 137 to 1651 code for a protein of 504 amino acids.
AAAUAUAAUAACAAAAAAUGUCAACAAAAUCCAUUGUGAAAAAUUAGGAAAACAAUUUUCCUGCAUAAAAUUAAAAAAAAUUCUUAGUAAAAAAGAUUAGAAAAACUUUCAACUCGAAUUAAACAAGUGAAGUACAAUGAGAUACAUUAGAUGUGCUCACAGAAAGCUUUAUAAUACAAAUCUGGUUAACAGCACGUUUAAAUCUACUUACUUAUCCUGUGGUACCGAUAAACCAAAGAAUGAAGUAGCAGUCGUUGUUGUUGGUGGUGGGCUUGCCGGUCUUUCGGCAGCCAAUCAUUUAAUUAAAAAUGGUUUUAACCGAACAAUAGUUUUGGAAGCUACCGAUCGUUAUGGUGGACGCAUAAUAUCAAAACAAUUCGGGGAUGCUUAUUGCGAAUUGGGAGCAAAAUUGGUGCCAAUAAAUGCAAAGAAGGAUACUGUGUAUAACAUAGUGCAAAAUAUGAGAGGACUACCAAAAAAAGUAAUGCAAACCAAAGACAAAAUAUAUGUUAAUGCGUCUGGAGAAAGGGUGGACAGAAAUUUGCCGGAAUUAAUAGAUAUACUCUAUAAGAGACUUUGUUCGCAUAUACAGUUGGACGAGAAAUACAAAGCAGGAGAAAUGGAUGAUUUGAACAAUGUACACACUUAUUUUCAAGCAGAAAAAUCUAAACUCGUAAAUUCGGUUUUCAAAGGGGAAGAUCAGAAAACAGCAAAUGAAAUAUUUAAUUCGUUAAUCAAAGAGUUUAGCAGUUUGUUUGGUUGCUCGCUUCAGUACGUAAAUAUUGAACAUAUAACAAAGCUACAAAAUGCUGUAAAUAAUGCAAACGCCAUUUAUGUACCAACUGGUUUAGACAAUAUUUUAAGUAUUUUAACAAAGAACCUGGGAAAGCAGCAGCUGAUGAUUGGUAAACCCGUUGGAGAGAUCAAUUGGUACAUACCAUCCAGAAGUGGAGAAAAAUGUGUAGCUUGCUUAGACGGUGAUGUGUAUCUUGCGGAUCACAUAAUAUGUACUGUUCCUUUAGGGGUGCUAAAAAUUUUUUCUGAAAACAUGUUUAGACCUGCAUUACCGCAAAGUAAAAUUAAUUCUAUUAAAAAGCUUGGUUUUGGUAGUCCUGUUAAAAUAUACUUCGAAUAUGAAGCAAAUAUUGAAAAUUGGCUUAGGAGUAGUUUGCGACCACUGUGGACUACGGACGGGCUUUAUUCGGAAAUUGCAUGGACGAAACAAGUGGUCGAGAUAUCGAAAAUGCCCAAGAGUAAUCGGGUAGUUGAGAUAGUUAUUGGUGGCGAUUGGUAUGAUAAAAUCGAAAAAUUGCCAGAUCUCGAACUGCUGACUGAAAUAACAAAACUAAUGCGCACCUUAUUGAAGAACGAAAAUAUACCUUACCCAAGUUCAGUGUUGCGCUCCAAUUGGAGCACGCUGGCAUGCUACUUAGGCGGUCGGCCUUACUUCUCCACUGGUAGCACAAUUAGCGACGUUUUGACUUUAGCUGAACCCUUGGGGCCUACAAAGAGUUUAUUGUUUGCUGGUGAUGCAACUAUAGUGGAUGGCUUUGGUACAGUAGAUGGCGCCCAUCGGAGUGGAAUCCGAGAAGCUCAACGCAUAAUCGAUCAUUACAAUAGUCAAGUAGCGGUGAAAGCGAGUAGCCAAUAAGAAUAAAACAAUGUGAUAUUUUUGCUCAGUUUUAUUUGAGUGAACUUGAGUUUUGAAAAAACAAUAUAAAUAGCUUAUUUAUAAGCAAAUAACACAACAACAAUGCAAAACCGCUAAAAGCUUUGAGUAUAUAGUUUUGGUCACAAUAUCAACAGGAAUAAUACAAUAUUUUAAGUAAUUACGUUCUAAUGGAAUAUAUAGAAUGUUCACAGGCAUUCGUUGUCGUAAAACCUAUUGAAGUACAUCUUCAGAUAUCAUCAGCGGCUUCACUCACUUCCUUCCAAGAAUAAUCCAUGUCCUCUGGCUUAGUAAAUCUGGAACAAACUGCCAUGCGCAAAAAGUAUAUAUCAUUUAUUUUGCUUGGCACCAUAUGAAUCUUUCCGCGCCCAUUAAUGUGUUUUAAUAGCUUCUCAUUCCUUUCAUUAGGGCCCUUCAGUCGGAAACAGACAAGACCCAUAUUUACAUCACCAACAAUCUCAAAUCGAUUAUCGGCUCUACAAAGGUUAGCAAAUUGUGUGGCGUAGCCGCAGUGACGUCUUAUGUGUGCUUGCAAAUUUUGCACCCCGUAUAAACGUAGUACAAACCACAGUUUUAAAGCACGGAAGCGGCGCCCCAAUGGAAUUUGCCAAUGUCUAUAAUCGGGGGCGGAACCCUGCAUGUCAUGCUUCAAAUACAAUGGGUCAACGUUGAACGCAUUAACCACCCAACUGGGAUCCUUUAGCCACAUAGCGCUGCAAUCAAAAUUCACCAGCAUCCAUUUAUGGGGAUUAAAAUUAAACGAAUCAGCUGUUUCCAUUCCUUUCAUGAGGUGGCGAUAUUCGGGGCAGAUGAAAGCGGCACCAGCAUAGGCAGCGUCCACGUGCACCCAGACCCCGUAUUUGUUGCCAACAGGACCACAUUCGUCCAAGUGAUCAAAAGCACAAGAAUUAGUGGUGCCCAGGGUGACUACGGC